Messenger RNA from Micropterus salmoides (largemouth bass), 563 nucleotides. RefSeq names its product unconventional myosin-XV-like. The record is from RefSeq and is a predicted model, not a curated record. Bases 109 to 345 code for a protein of 78 amino acids. NCBI's taxonomy places the organism in Eukaryota, Metazoa, Chordata, Actinopteri, Centrarchiformes, Centrarchidae. The transcript has 3 exons.
UCGUUCUUCUACAUCCAGAGCAGCAGCUCCACCACCUUCUACGCCCCCUGUAUUGUCGCUGUCAGUCAACAUGGUCUCCACUUCCUGCACAAAAAUACACAUGAGCUGAUGGCAGUGGUCCCCCUGGUGGAGAUACAGUCCAGCCGCACCCAGAGGCCCAAUGCUGGAACGAGUUACCCAUAUGUAGACCUCACCCUGGGGGACACGAACACACAGCGGGUCAUUCAGCUGCAGCUGGAGCAGGGCCUGGAGUUGUGUCGAGUCAUCGCCAUGCAGGUGGAAAACAUGAUGUCUGUGCGGGAGAAGAGACUAACCCUGCCACCCAGUGAAAUCACCAUGUUAUAACACAUGCUCUUGCUUAAUUGUACGCACAAACUUGUAUGAUUACUCACAUACAUUAGAUGAAACUCUUAAAAAUACUCUACCUCUUCUUGUCUUAAGGUGUAUUGUGUGUGCACACACACACACACACUGAUAUCAUAUGUGUAAGUUUGCCCUGAAGUUAGUCACACUUUUACUUUAUUAUUAUUCUGCAUUAACUAAACAAAAUGCAUCCUGAAGAC